AUGAAUAUGAGAAAUUAUGACAUUAAUUCUUUGAGAACACUUACCUCCUCAUCAUGCAUGCAUGUAUGGCUUGAAUUCAGAGUGGUUUUUCGCUGGAAAAAUCUUAUGUUAGUCUCCGAACCCUGUGGUUCACCAUUAUGGUUGCUGUUUUUCCUUUGUCCGGCAUGCUUGUUGAGGCCGUGGGCUUGUUGUGUUGAUGAUUUGCCAGGCCAUGGGCCUGUAGAGGAGCCGCUUAGGUCAUGGGCCUGUUGGGUCGUAGUCCCACUCAGGGCAGUAGCCCAGGCUUGGCUGCAGGUCACAGUGUACACAAGCAAGAAAAUGUACUUAGGUUUUCAACUUUCCCGAGUGGCAGGCCAACUCUCUACGGCUACAGACCCAUCUACGGAAGCAGCAGCAGCUCCCCAUCCUUCCACCGUCUACUCCUCCGACUCCACUCUUACCCACUACUUGUCAGCUUCGAAAUCUUUUACUCUGGAUCAUCCCGCUUAUUCCCCUAUGUACCCAGAUAGAGUUCCGGGCGGCAUUCCCCCGGCAGCCGCUCCCACUACUUCGAAUUUGCCUUCUUAUUCCUCCUGGAACUCAACCCUCGAUGUCGAAUCUUUCGUUUCCGGCCUGAAACGCUCCUCUGAUGUGCUCUACCAUCAGGCUAUAAUGGGUUUGGGCGCCCAUAACUCAAUUGGGCAAAGUGGAGCUUGGUACUCUACUGACUCUUUAGCCAAGCGUUCUAGAUUCGAGAGUGCAAGCUAUUUGCCUGUAUAUCCUCAGAGGCCAGGAGAAAAGGAUUGUGUCCACUAUAUGCAGACAAGAACAUGUAAAUUUGGGGAUACCUGCAUUUUUGACCAUCCUACUUGGGUUCCUGAGGGUGGGAUCCCUGAUUGGAAAGAGGUUCCACUCAUUGCUACAAGCGCCCUUCCUGAAAGGCCUGGAGAGCCAGAUUGUCCUUACUUCAUGAAAACUCAAAGGUGUAAAUAUGGAUUGAGGUGCAGAUUUAAUCAUCCACAAGAUAAUUUGGCUAAUACAGGUGCUUCAGAAUUUGCUGAUGGUUCUGCCUUACCUGAGAGACCUUCUGAGCCGCCAUGUGCGUUUUACAUGAAGACUGGGGAUUGUAAAUUUGGUGCAACAUGCAAAUUUCAUCACCCAAAGGGUGUCCUGGUACAAUCAUCUGGGUAUGACAAUGGUAACACGCAACCCUCUGAAUCAUUACUGAAGACUGAAGCAACAAUGGGAUAUAUCAAUUUAGCUAAGCCUGCUGCUCAGUUCACGCCAGCACUGUUCCACAAUUCAAAAGGGCUUCCUGUACGACCGGGUGAGUUGGAUUGUCCAUUCUAUCUGAAAACUGGCAGUUGCAAGUAUGGCACCACUUGCCGUUACAAUCAUCCUGCUGCUGCUGCAAUUGGCCAUUCCAUUGUAGCCUCCCCAGCCACAAGUCUAAACAUUGGAGUCACUAAUCCUGCUGUCUCUAUGUACCAAACUGUAGACCCAACAUUUUCCCAAGCAACGGUGGGAGUGGGCCUCACAAUAUACCCUCAACGACCUGGACAGAUGGAAUGUGAUUACUACAUGAAAACUGGAGAAUGUAAGUUCGGGGAAAGAUGCAGGUUCCACCAUCCUAUUAAUCGAUCUGCACCAGCAUCAUCAAUGAAGCUCACGCUUGCUGGAUUACCUCGGAGAGAGGGCUCUGUUCACUGCCCAUAUUAUAUGAAGACUGGUACAUGUAGGUUUGGUGUGACUUGCAAAUUUGACCACCCACCCCCUGCAGAGGUUUUGUCUAUAGCAACAUCGCUCGGAACAACAUCAACAGAUGCGGAAGGAAAGGAUGAUUCAAAAGCAGCAGAAACAGCUCAAGCAUAGUUGGCCAAAUGUUUUAAGAAGGAAUGACAAUGAUCUAUUUAAAGAUGAAUUUGAAUCAGUAAUUAGCGUCGAGUCCUGUCGAAUCAAAUAAUCUGAAUGUUAUGAAGUUGCCAAUCUAAUUACUUGACCACCUGUGCAUUUGAUGUAAUCUUUUUUAGCUUGCAUUAAUAGCAAUAGAUGCUUCUGGUUCUGUAUUGUACUUGCUAGAAUGAUGGUGAUAACAUUAUGAUGUUUGUUUCUCUGAAAUACACGACUAUUGAAUGCCACUCGCCCAUUUUGUCGAUGCCUGCCAA
Molecule: messenger RNA, 2144 nt
Organism: Tripterygium wilfordii
Lineage: Eukaryota; Viridiplantae; Streptophyta; Magnoliopsida; Celastrales; Celastraceae
Product: zinc finger CCCH domain-containing protein 37-like
Exons: 14
Coding region: 1-1851 (616 amino acids)
Molecular function (GO): mRNA binding; metal ion binding
Source: RefSeq, a predicted model, not a curated record